CAUCACAGGCGCCCGAGCCCCGGGGCGCGGCGGGCAGCAGCCGCUGACGCGGGGCGCCGGCUGCCAACUUCGCGCGCGGAGCUCCCCGGCGGCGCGGUCCCGGCGGCGCGGGCGGCAUGAAGACGAGCCGCCGCGGCCGAGCGCUCCUGGCCGUGGCCCUGAACCUGCUGGCGCUGCUCUUCGCCACCACCGCCUUCCUCACCACGCACUGGUGCCAGGGCACGCAGCGGGUGCCCAAGCCGGGCUGCGGCCAGGGCGGGAGCGCCAACUGCCCCAACUCGGGCGCCAACGCCACGGCCAACGGCACCGCCGCCCCCGCCGUCCCCGCCGCCCCCGCCGCCCCCGCGGCCGGGAACGGCCCCCCUGGCGGCGCGCUCUACAGCUGGGAGACGGGAGACGACCGCUUCCUCUUCAGGAAUUUCCACACCGGCAUCUGGUACUCUUGCGAGGAGGAGCUCGGCGGGCUCGGUGAAAAAUGCCGCAGCUUCAUUGACCUGGCCCCGGCUUCAGAGAAAGGGGUCCUGUGGCUGUCGGUGGUCUCUGAGGUCCUCUACAUCCUCCUGCUGGUGGUUGGCUUCAGCCUCAUGUGUCUCGAGCUCUUCCACUCCAGCAAUGUCAUCGACGGGCUCAAGCUCAAUGCCUUCGCGGCUGUCUUCACGGUGCUCUCAGGCCUCCUGGGAAUGGUAGCCCACAUGAUGUACACGCAGGUGUUCCAGGUCACCGUGAGCCUCGGCCCUGAAGACUGGAGACCCCAUUCCUGGGACUACGGGUGGUCCUUCUGCCUGGCGUGGGGCUCCUUUACCUGCUGCAUGGCAGCCUCUGUCACCACACUCAACUCCUACACCAAGACGGUCAUUGAGUUCCGGCACAAGCGCAAAGUCUUUGAGCAGGGCUACCGGGAGGAGCCGACCUUCAUAGACCCUGAGGCCAUCAAGUACUUCCGGGAGAGGAUGGAGAAGGGGGACGGGCAUGAGGAGGAGGACUUUCGCUUGGACUGCCGCCACGAGAGAUACCCCGCCCGACACCAGCCACACGUGGGAGAUUCCUGGCCCCGGACCUCUGCACACGAGGCUCCAGAGCUGAGCCGCCAGUGCUGGGUCCUGGGGCACUGGGUGUGACGGUGAAGAGCCUGGUUCCAGACCUCGGGCCAUCAGCAGCAGCAGCAGCCCCCUGCCGCAGGAUCUGGCACCUUUGGAACCUGGCCUGUGUGCUGUGAACUCAGCCAGCCUGCGCGGGAGACACGUGGGCUGCCCUGCCCACGGCUGCCUGGGUCUCAGCGUCCCGGAAUUGGGGCCGGGGCGUCUGAGGGACUGCACAGGACUGCACAGUUCGACUUGGGGACAGCCACUCCUGACUCCUGCCACCAUCAUGCGCAGAGCCCUGCUGGGUGCAGCUGGGAUGCUGAGAAGGACACGGACCUUGGCUGCUAAAAGGCUGGGACCCAUGAGCCAGCCAGGAGGUCCCCUGUGGGGGACAGGAAAUGAGUGGGGCUUCCUGAAAGAGGGGCCGAGGCCUUGGCCCCACAGAGGGGGAGGGUCGCACUGCAGGCACACAGCAGGGACUCAAUAAAUGCUUGUUGGAUCUGU
Molecule: messenger RNA, 1586 nt
Organism: Cervus elaphus (red deer)
Lineage: Eukaryota; Metazoa; Chordata; Mammalia; Artiodactyla; Cervidae
Gene: GSG1L
Product: GSG1 like
Exons: 7
Coding region: 117-1118 (333 amino acids)
Cellular component (GO): plasma membrane
Source: RefSeq, a predicted model, not a curated record